AUGUCUAUGUUCCGCUCACCCACGGACAUCUCAUCGUCUGAUCCGGACUCUAGCUCCGAGGAAAGUGAUAACGACGAUUUGGCAUCAACUAAUAACGCCGACACCUUCGGUACUCCUGACAAGGAAGAGAUUCCCUCAAUGAACCUUGAAGAACUACUGCUCGAAGGACCAGGACCUCCUGAAAAUGGAGGUGUCUUAGGCGGUGCAUUGGACCUUGAUGCGGACGGACAUGCGGCAGUGAUGACAUCUGCCUUGCUCGAAUUCUUUUGUCUCAGUCGUGCUGAAGAUUGGUUAAAUGCGCAGCCCGGGUCAUUUAAUAGAUUCACACGAGGCUCGCCCGAGGUGAAACAACUUGCCAAGAAAAUGUAUCAGUAUAAGUCCCAAUUUUUGUCCAGUCAUGGGAUUGUCGCUGGAGGCAUCGACGAUGAUGACUGGGAACGAAUCCGUCAAUACUACCGUGACAAUCUAGAUGUGCUAGGAAACACUGCUGUCGAAGGAGUGAACACGGUACCCUCAGAAAGGCGACCUCGCUCGAAAAAACAAGAGAAUGAAAUAAAGAAACCAUCUUCAACAGUCAAAACACUUGUUCCUACAUUGAAACACAGACCGGCGGUUGUCUCACGUACUCCCUCACAGGAGAAUAUCUGGAACUUGCAGAAAAGGUACCCGGCCUACGACAAUCACCAUACCCACUCAGAAGGUUUUGUUCAGUUUACAAAUCUAUUGCGGGCCCCUCAGCAUUCUAGCGAGCCGUUCGCAAUGAUGAGUACUCGAGCUGGUCCAAUUUCUGACCGGUUGUCGAGAUAUACUUCCGAGUUCAUAGAGGUGAAAUUGCUAGGCCGAGGCUCAUUUGGCCAGGUUUUCGAAGCAAGGCACCAUAUGGACGGACAGAGCUACGCAAUAAAAAAGAUACCUUUGAGCAAGAGGCGUUUAGAAAUGCUACAGCAGGAAGGGGUACAGCAUCUAGAGCAUAUAUUGAAAGAAAUUCGAACUUUGGCCCGUCUAGAACAUAAGAACGUUGUCCGUUAUUUUGGGGCCUGGGUUGAGGAAAACCAUGUGUACAUGGCGAGUCCCCCGUCUCUAGAUUCAGAACCCGAGAUAAAAAGUAGGAUUGAGUCCGUACAGGAGGAUCCCGCUGAAGAGGAUCAGAGCUUCGGUAUUGUCUUUGGUCUGUCUAGUAACGGAGGAGAAGACGAUUUGACAUCAAAUUUACCAAGCCAGGAAGCAAACCCUUGGUCAAAUUCACGCCGCUACCGCCGUGACAGUCAUUUCACGAGCGGAUCGUCUCUUUCUAAAAAGAGUGUUACAACUAGUAACGAAGAUGAUGACGACGUUGAAUCUAUUCAACGCAAUUUCAGUGUUCCUGAACCGGGGGCCUCCCAGGGUCACUCUUCAACAUGGGACAAGACAGACACGGAUAUCUUCACGAAUGAUAUGAGUGAGGAUCCAUCCAAACUACAACUGAUGCGGCGUGAUGAUCCACAAAACCAAAGUAUCAUACUUCAUAUACAAAUGUCCCUACACCCUCUUACUCUUAGCUCAUAUCUCAGUCCCCGUCAAGUACUCCGCAGUGAUAUGCAAGCUUACACAGCGCCACGCCACUGUUUCCAUAUCAUUCCUUCCCUAAAAUUAAUGCUUGGAAUACUUUCAGGCGUGGAAUAUCUCCAUUCGAAGGGGAUUGUUCAUCGCGACCUUAAACCAGCCAAUAUAUUCCUCUCGGUGCGAGAAAACGAAAAGGAUGCCUGUGAUUUGUGCAAGUUGAAAAAUGAGAUUGUCGGAAAUAUGUACCGCCCUCGUAUCGGAGAUUUUGGACUGGUUGCAGAUGUAUCUCAUUGCACUGACCCACAGGUUCCACAUGUCACCACGGUCCAGGACAGCCCCAGAAGACUUCGACAGGUUGGAACGGAGUUUUAUUGUCCACGAAAGUCUCAGUUUGACUCAACCCAUACCUCCACUGGGUAUGUUAUUGAUGAAAAGCUCGAUGUUUUUGCAUUGGGAGUGAUAUUGUUUGAGCUCACCUAUCGUUUGAACACGAAAAUGGAGCGCCAGUUGGUUUUAUCCGAGCUAACCCAUCACGGGGCACAUGAUGGUGUCAAGAUUCCAAGUGAUUUUGUGGCAAAGGUCGACCGUGGAGGAAUUAGACUUUCCAACAACAGGUCUGUUGGUGAAUACUUGUCAAGCUGCAUUCAAGGCAUGCUUCACCCCGAUCCACAAAGAAGGCUGGGGUGUAGAGACAUCCGAAAAGCUUUACUGGAAUUGGUUACAAUGAUUGAGACGGCAUGUUCUGCGUAG
Messenger RNA from Talaromyces proteolyticus, 2292 nucleotides. Its product is annotated as kinase-like domain-containing protein. The transcript has a single exon. Gene Ontology annotation, molecular function: ATP binding; protein kinase activity. The record is from RefSeq and is a predicted model, not a curated record. Bases 1 to 2292 code for a protein of 763 amino acids. Lineage: Eukaryota; Fungi; Ascomycota; Eurotiomycetes; Eurotiales; Trichocomaceae. Gene Ontology annotation, biological process: protein phosphorylation.